Penaeus vannamei (Pacific white shrimp) is the source of this 1729-nucleotide messenger RNA. RefSeq names its product elongin C (gene EloC). Gene Ontology annotation, cellular component: elongin complex. Gene Ontology annotation, molecular function: protein-macromolecule adaptor activity. Lineage: Eukaryota; Metazoa; Arthropoda; Malacostraca; Decapoda; Penaeidae. Gene Ontology annotation, biological process: ubiquitin-dependent protein catabolic process. The record is from RefSeq and is a predicted model, not a curated record.
UAGACACAGCAGCCAAAGCCGCAGCCACGAAAACCGACACAGGAUCCGGACGCGUGAACGGCCGAAGAACCUCACUGUGUUUACAACUUCGGCCUCAACAUCGCCGAAAAAAAUAAAAAGCCAUCACCAUGGGGGACGACAACAAAGAUGAGGAGCGUGUGUAUGGUGGCUGUGAAGGCCCUGAUGCCAUGUAUGUCAAACUAAUCUCAUCAGAUGGGCAUGAGUUCAUUGUGAAGCGAGAUCAUGCUCUCACCUCAGGCACCAUCAAGGCUAUGCUUUCGGGGCCAGGCCAGUUUGCUGAGAACGAGACGAAUGAAGUCAACUUCCGAGAGAUUCCGUCACAUGUGCUGCAGAAGGUGUGCAUGUACUUCACAUACAAGGUCCGCUACACAAAUAGUUCCACAGAGAUACCUGAAUUCCCCAUUGCUCCUGAGAUUGCACUAGAACUUCUCAUGGCAGCUAACUUCCUUGACUGCUAAUCAGAUAUAGCUUCUUAUAAAGGAAGUUUGACGUUGAACAGGAAAUGGCAAGAGUCAUCUGUAAAUGCAGUUUUGAUUCAGCAUGUCCUAUAUUUGCUGCAAGGAAACUCUGAUAUGAAUUUAAAUUUGGAAAAUUAUCAGGUUUUCUUGAAUUUAUAUGAACACCACUUCACUGUUUAAUAAAGUCAUAAUGGAAAUUCAAAUUUUCAACAGGCAGAAAAGGACUCUGCGAGACUUUCAUAAAUAAUGGUGUUACUUAAUCACCAGUUAAUUUAAUCACAUGGGAUAUGAAUAUUUAAUUUUGGGGAAAAAUGAGUGUGUAUGCAAGAAUUGAUGCUAAUGAUAUGACCACUUGAUAUAUAUGCCUAAAUAGAUGUAAAGUUUUCAGCCAUCUUUGUCUUUUUUCCAAGCCAGAGUAUGAGUGACCUCAUAAUUAUUUAGAUAUAAAAACCAAGAUGUAUGAUGAAGAUCAUCAGUAAUUAUCCUGUUGUAAAUUGAUAUAUUUAACAGAGCCUAACAGUAAACCAAAUCUGUUAUUAUUGUUGAUGUGUAUUAUGUAAUUCAGAAUAUUCUUUGCAACUUCAUAAUGGGAACUUACUAAAACAAUAUCAAAGAAUCUUGGUGUAGAUUUUGUUUUUGUGCUUAAUGCUAGCAACUGUUACAUAUAUAGAAAAAUAUCUUUUUUUUUCUCUUUUUUUUUUUCAAUCUCCAAAAUCUCUGUUCAUAGUGGCAAAACUGACAAAAAAGUGUCAAUAUUUUCAUUUGCAUAAUUACCUCAAAAUGUGAGCAGUGUAUAUAGCAUGCAUUUUCAGAAGAUUUUUUUUUGCACUUUAUGACAGUGCUCUGCUACACUGCACAUACUGUAACGUAGAGAAUCUUUUGUCUUUUUUUUAAGGGAAGCUAGUUGUAAUAACUGGGUAAUACCAGUAUAUGCCGUUUCUGUUGUAUUCAUCACAUUUCGGUGUCAAAGCUGUAUUGUAAGCACAGAAAUUUUGUAUUUAUUUAUUGCUUUGAAAGUAUGUCUAUAUUUAAACUCCAAAGUAAUAGUUAUAUUCUUUUUUUUCUAUAUUUUGACUUUGACCAAAAAAGAUCUCUUUUGUUGUGCUUUCUUUUAUCUCUGAAAUUGCUUUUUGUAAAUUAGUUGUUUGCUGGAAGGAAAAACAACACUCAAAUCCUUUCAUGGUUUACAUUUUGAUUGUGAUAUCCUUUUUCAUGUAUUGAUUCGUAUUCUCAAUAAAAUGUUGGUACUA